AUGUCAACCUGUUCACUGUCGCGACAGACUGCAACCUUGACAUGGACAGGUCAGUUUGUCUACAGAUGGCUAGCUACAGAAGAGGUCCAGGCAUCACGUGAGCAUACACUUCGAUGGUGGUCAAGAAAAUCCUGCAAGUGUUUUUUUGCAACAAAAGCUGCAGCAACUACAACAUCUCCAGCACCAGAAUCAGCGGAGGAAGUGCCCCAUGUUGAGAACAAUUCUUGUGUCACAAAUCAUGUGACCAAGAAUGUGGAAUACAUAAUGCGUACAGUGGAUAUUGAAAAACACGAACCACUUACUUUGCAUUUUAAAAAAUCAGGACAGCUGAUUGAUAUAAAAGCAAGUCACAUAUCUGAAAACACAUCUUUGUUCUUGCAAGGCAACAGAGGUAUGUACCAUCUGGACAAACUUUCAUCCAGUAGUAUGAGUGGGGUUUUUCCUGCACAUAGCGUAGUGAAGAGUCCAUCUUCAUAUUCUCUGACUGUGUUUGAGGCUCGGCCAGAUAGGAGCAACCCUGGCUCAAACAUUGAGUCAGUGCAUGAUGUGGAGUGGCGAGAUCAGAAGCUGGAGCCAAAGAAACUGUUUCUCUACUACAAAAUGCUUUCAAAGGCACGACUUACAGGUCUGGUUGUGAUCACAACAAUGGCAGGUUACGGAAUUUCUCCAGGAGCUUUUGACCUCUCAGUAUUUGUUCUGAGUUCUCUGGGCACAUGUUUGACUUCUUGUGCUGCCAAUUCCAUAAAUCAGUUUUUUGAAGUGCCGUAUGAUUCGCAGAUGAAUAGAACGAAAAAUAGAGUGCUUGUGAAAGGACUGUUAAGUCCCCUCCAUUCGGUGGGCUUUGCAGCCGUCUCCAGCAUCUCUGGCUUGUGUAUUCUGUAUUAUGGUGUCAACCCAGUUGUGGCGGGUUUGGGUGCAUUCAACCUGGGUCUCUACACUCUGAUCUAUACACCAUUAAAGCGCAUCAGUGUCAUCAACACAUGGGUAGGAUCGCUGGUGGGGGCUAUACCACCCAUGAUGGGGUGGGCUGCCUGUACAGGUGGUCUUGAACCAGGUGCCUUUUUGUUGGCUGGCAUCCUUUACUCCUGGCAGUUCCCACACUUUAAUGCUCUUAGCUGGAACCUGAGACCAGAUUACUCACGGGCAGGAUACCGAAUGAUGUCUGUUGUUGACCCAUCACUUUGCCAGAGCGUGGCCCUCCGACACUGCAUCCUGUUAACGGGAAUGUGCCUGGCAGCUCCACUCCUAGGGGUGACCAGCUGGAUGUUUGCAGCCGAUUCUUUACCUCUGAACAUGUACCUCUGCUACCUCGGCUGGCGCUUCUACCGCAAGGGUGACAGCAACUCUUCCAGGAAGCUCUUUCGGUUCACACUCAUACACAUUCCAGCCUUGCUUCUGUUGAUGGGCAUUAGUAAGGCCAGUUUUGGUGGUCAGAAUAAAGAAGACAAGGACAACAAGAUAAAUGAGGAGUUUGGUGAAACAGCAGCUGUUGCAGUGGAAUCUAGCUGA
Molecule: messenger RNA, 1509 nt
Organism: Candidula unifasciata
Lineage: Eukaryota; Metazoa; Mollusca; Gastropoda; Stylommatophora; Geomitridae
Source: the annotation of a GenBank genome assembly